Messenger RNA from Dichotomopilus funicola, 1011 nucleotides. RefSeq lists its product as uncharacterized. Lineage: Eukaryota; Fungi; Ascomycota; Sordariomycetes; Sordariales; Chaetomiaceae. The transcript has 3 exons. The record is from RefSeq and is a predicted model, not a curated record. Bases 1 to 1011 code for a protein of 336 amino acids.
AUGCACUGGUCAUCAACCACCCUCACGGUCCUGGGCCUUUUCCUCAUCGCCUCUCCCGCCCAAGCCAACAAGAACCGGACCGAUCUCUGCGGCAUGAGCAUGCACGCCUCCGACAUGCCCAAUAUCGGCAGCUUCGCAGCAGUCCAAGGAACCUGGGUCAUACCCGAGGGCCUACAGCGGUACGAGGACUCGGAGAGGGAUGCGCCGGGGGUGUCACAAUCCGUGGCACUCUGCUGCGGCGAUGAUUGCUCCCUGCGUCUGGCCGCAGGUACCCUCUCAUACCCGCGCGAAGAUCAUGAGAAGUUGGGCUAUUACACAGCCGAGCCCUGGUUCCAGCUCAGCCCGGCGUUUCCCGCGAUACAGUGGCCCGCGGAUAUGGACCUUACAUUCAAUACCUCAGCGGUGAUACGGAGUAACGUGCAAAUCCUCGGGCCGAGCAAAGCCAAGAUAAUAUUCUCUCACUACCUCGGCGAGGGCUCAGGACUCCAGAUCAGAGCCGAUAUCGAGAUCAGCAUGAACUCCAUCAACAUCCCUGAAAUGCACGUUAACUACACCGGCUCCCACGGCCAGGGAACCUUCAAGCGGGUGGGCAAAAUGAAAGACAUACCCCAGCCCGAGCUCUGCGGCGACUCCGCCUGGUGGUUUGUCUCCGACCGAUACGACGUCGGCCCAGAAACCGACCCGACCAUGGAGAGAAAACAACGGCCUGAUGCCCUGGGCCGGUUCACGCCCGUUCUGAUAAGCAACCCAAGACUGUGGUCUACGGGAAACGGGCAGUCGGACCCGCACGAGGGACUCCUCGAGGAGAAUCCGGGACUUGGUCGGAUGUUUCCGGCGUAUCUGCCGUUUAGCGGCCUGGCGAGGUUUUGGGAUAUGGUGAGGCAUCCGGGAGUGGAUGAGGAUGGGAAUAAGGACGACACGGUAACGGAGGUGAUGUGUCGGACGCGGGCGUUCUUGGAUGACGAUAUGAUCAUGAUGCAUGCGCCGUAUGCGUGGGGGGCGGGGGUGUGA